GGAUAUACUUUAUUCAUGGCAGAACUUAAGUAAUUCAGACUUUUAGACUGAUCUUAAAACUUGGGCCAAGUGGUUGCAAAACACACUGUGCUUACAUUCCUGUGUGACAGUCUUAAACACAUUUAUUAUCAUAAUCAAACUGUCAGUGAUAAAAUGCGGUAUAAAAUGCAGAGUAUAAAAACAUAUUGCCUCACACUACCUAAUACCGUUGCUGAAAAAAUGAAGCCUGUUGCCAUUGUGUUUUUGGCUGCCUUAGCAUAUUCCCCCUUGGUCUCUGGUGAACCUGCAGUCAAAGCGAAUGGCAUUUUUUUAAAUAGACAACAUUACAGUUCAAUAAGUGUUGCUAAUGGAGGACCUUGGGGUACCUGGACCUGGAUUGAUAUGUGCCCAGAACACUUCUAUGCUAUGGGAUUUAGUAUAAAGGUGGAGGAGUAUGGAGGAGCUGAUGAUGACACUGCACUCAAUGGGAUCCGUUUAUAUUGCAUAAACCCCAAUAAUACUGAUAGCACUGUCUACAGUAUUGAGUCUGAUUCUGGAAAGUUUGGACAAUGGUCAAUAAUCACUUGGUGUCCAAGAGGGUUCCUCGUAUCUUUUCAACUGAAAGUUGAAACACCACAAGGAAUUAUAGAUGACACAGCAGCAAAUGGUAUCAAAUUUCGCUGCACCAGUGGUGCAAUCAUAGAAGGAGUUGGUAGCACAUUUGGUGAUUAUGGGGGAUGGAGUAAUACCUGUAUAAGAGGUGGAAUCUGUGGCAUUCAAACCAAACUAGAAUCAUACCAGGGGGCUUUUGUGGAUGACACAGCACUUAAUGAUGUUCGCUUCUUCUGUUGUGACUAAUUUUACGUUGCUAAAUCUUGUAUCUAGGAUCUUC
This is a messenger RNA of Alligator sinensis (Chinese alligator), 871 nucleotides long. RefSeq names its product vitelline membrane outer layer protein 1 homolog. The record is from RefSeq and is a predicted model, not a curated record. Lineage: Eukaryota; Metazoa; Chordata; Crocodylia; Alligatoridae. Bases 154 to 837 code for a protein of 227 amino acids. The transcript is spliced from 3 exons.